Messenger RNA from Malaya genurostris, 3772 nucleotides. RefSeq lists its product as uncharacterized. Gene Ontology annotation, molecular function: calcium-dependent phospholipid binding; SNARE binding; phosphatidylserine binding. The transcript has 8 exons. The record is from RefSeq and is a predicted model, not a curated record. Gene Ontology annotation, biological process: cellular response to calcium ion; calcium-ion regulated exocytosis; regulation of calcium ion-dependent exocytosis. NCBI's taxonomy places the organism in Eukaryota, Metazoa, Arthropoda, Insecta, Diptera, Culicidae. Bases 647 to 3304 code for a protein of 885 amino acids.
GUUGCAUAUCGGCAGGCGAACGCCAGUCGCAGAACGAAAAAGCCUUCCCCCGCUCGCACUCUACGGAGCGGGUUUUCCACCUAUAUCUGGCAGAGCAAGAAAACGAUGGCUGUUGUUCUUCUUAUACAAAUCACUUUAGCAACUCUUCUAAAUCUUUAAAGAAAAGCAGUUUUACACUAGUUAAUGUUUGCCCAAAUUUUGCACCGCUCACAAAUUUAGUGAAAAGUAGUAGUAGUAGUUUAAUCGCGCACAUUUUUGCUGUGAAAAACUGAUCAAAUAUUAGGUAUUUAUUAACGGGAACCGUAGAGUAAGGCUGUUCUGUGACGUGAAACUUCCUAGACAGAAAGAAAAAAGUUCUUUCCGCUGAUCAGAGCACAUUUUUGCACUAAAAUUUAUCAGUAUUAAGUCGCUAGUGACGAAAUCUAUCGAAAAACCAGACAGUGGAAAAUCGAUUCUGCUUGUUACCCUGCCAGGGAGAGAUCUUCACCCAAAGAUGGAAAUGUACAGAAUUGUUGAAGGCCGUGCAAUUUCGGUACACGGGCUUGCUAUGAUUCGCCGCAGCUGGAGCUAAAUUUUCUACUGUUAGGUGAUUAGAUUUGUUGCAUCCAUCCUAUCCUGCCUACUUAGAGAUCCACAGCCUACUGCGAUGGAUGUGUCCGUGCUGAUAGCCUGCCUUGCCCUAGUCGGGACACUAUUGAUUGUUCUCUUGCUGUUGUGUCGAUUGAUUCAACCGUACGAUAUCGCCUGGUUUCUGUCCGAUCGCGAGGAUAAGAUCAAACUAUCGAAAAUAAAACUGUACAAUGCGAAUGGUUAUCUGAUGCAUUCCGGAUCCGACAUUUUGCUCGGCUCAACCGGUAGCUUUCAACGGUUCGAUUCUGUCGAUCGUGACUACAAACCUCAGCAGCAUGGACAAGGCCUUAGUGUUCCCGCGUGGAGAACUAUAUCCAUCGAGGAAUCCGAAAUACCUCCGCAACCACUGAGACCAGCCCCGUCACCCAAGGAGCCCAAGCUUGUUAGAGAGAAAGCUAUUCAGAAACAAACAUCGGAACCUAAACCUACCACAGGAGGAAUAACAAUAUCGCCAAUACCUCGGCCUGUUCCGCGUAAGCAACAUUCUGCUCCUAUCUCUUUCCCACUGCCAGUGCUUAACUCACCACGAGAAAAACGGUCCCAAAAUGAAACUCACAUCAGUACGAAUCCAUUCCUCAAUCAUUCAACCCUGCAGGAAGAAGGUGAUCCUGCCCCUGUGCUUCCACCGAUUCCAGCUACUCUAACCGACGUCCCACAACCAGAAACGCCGUUACUUCGGCGCCUCAUUAGAUCAGCCAACAACCCUUUCAUAUCCGAUCAUAGUCAGAAAUCGGAAAAUGAAUGUUUCUUCAGUUUCGAACCGAUUGCAGUGAGAUCAUUUUUUGCCGAGGAGGACCCACUUCGUCGGGCGGAAAAACGAAUCUCCAAAAUGGAGAACCUUCGCAAAAUGUCCCGUCUCAUCGAAAGCAAUCAAGUUUUGCUGAAUAUUUACCAACAGUUUAACAGUGCCGUCGAUCGCUCAACUGAAUGCGUUCAAACUACCAUAACUCCUCCUCCUCCUCCUUCUUCUGUGUUUCCCCAAUCAGCUAGUUCUCAUUCAACGUACGUCGGUGGCCAUUCUUCAUCCUCCUCAACAUCACCAUUAGUUUCACCCAAGCUUUUUGAAACUUCCCCAAAGCCUCUACAGCACUCUUCGUCCCCUCCACGAUCCCUCUCGCCGACAAGAAACCGAAUGGAGAACAGCAAAUAUCAAGACUCACCCCGGACGGAAGCUGGAGAUAACAUUCGAAUUCCUACGGUUUCCAACAGUAUCAAGCACAUUCUGCGCAAUCGUUCCUUCUCGGAAACGGAAUUCAGCGAACGUAAGCUGUUCAAAAGUUACGCCUUGGUAUCCGAAACGGACCACACAAAUCCCUUCACAUCGUCCGUAUUGCUGAAGAACUCAUCCUACAAGGACCUCCAGAAGUAUUGCACUGGUUCGCAGCAACCGCCGAUCGGAAGUUCGAGCUCCUCCUCGCUACAGAAAACACUUUCCGAAUCCUUCCUGGAACAGUACUCAUUCGGGCGAACGGACACGGACCGAAGCCUUCCGAAGAUGAUGAUGCAGCAGCCCGGCGGCGCGACGGAUAGAAUGCGUUCGGUCAUUCCAUCUACAUCCAGCGAAUCGGUUGCAUCGCAAUCGUCGGUCGUUUUCAGUGAUCUGGAACCGUCGCAACCAAUCACCGGUUAUUUGUGCGUUGGACUACAGUAUGACAAAACUUCCACCACAAUGGAUGGAACGGAACUGCUGGUCACAAUUCAGGAAGCGAAACAACUGAUCGGCCCACCCGGUAUCGAAAUGGACACGUUCGUGAAAGUUUUUAUCGUACCAGAUGAAAGCAAAGUACUCCAAACCAAGGUAUUUAAAAGUUCCAACUCGCCCAGCUAUCAAGAAACGUUCAGUUUUUGGAUCACUCAUAGCAACAUUCGUCGGUCACUUUGGUUCCAUCUGUACCAGACCAGUUCCGAAGAGCAAACAUUGAUCGGCGAGUGCGAGAUGCAAAUCAAUGAGAACAUCAAUCGGCCCAUGACGACCUGGUUGAAACUGCAGGAUUCGAGCCUCCGGAAGAGUCAACUCGGUGAGCUUAUGUUCUCGCUGAGUUACCUCCCAACGGCGGAACGACUCACGGUGGUCGUCGUGAAGGCCCGUAAUUUGAACCUUAAAAAUCGAUCGAAUCGUUUGAAACAACAGCCACCACCACCACUGAUCUCGUUCGAUGACCCUCCAACCGAUUCAACCACGUUUGCCGAGUCCGUCGAUGUGAACUCCAGCGAGGGAGUUUUUGUUAAGGUUUAUCUACUGAAAAAUGAUAAAAAAGUUUCCAAGAAGAAAACUUGUGUCAAACGAGGCGAACGAUCACCGAUCUACAACGAGGCGAUCAUCUUCAGCGUUCCGCCGUACAUGCUGAGCACCAUCCAGAUCCGUUGUUCGGUUGUACAGAUGACCAAUCGUGACGGUGUGAGCAGUAACAAUCCUACUAUUGACAAUAGCAGUACCAUUCUGACCAACGGUAACAACAGUAGCAGUUGCGGUAGUUUAAAUCGAAGACAGAGUAUGAAACUGGUGUCGGUCGGGCACGUGAUAGUCGGUAGUGGAACUACCGGAAUCGGUCUUCGCCAUUGGCACCAGAUGUUGACCUCACUCCGGAAACCGGUCACCAUGUGGCAUGCGCUGAAAACCACUUCCGAGCGGAAGCUGAAACGUCUGGGAGAGCCAGACGUCGACAGUGACUAAGCAGAGACCGGCGGGGGGAGACGCAGGUGUAACGAAGGGCUGUUUGUUCGUGUGCAGGGAAAUCAAGGGGAAGCAGAACCGUUAUGAUAAUAAUGAUAUUUGUAGCAUUUAGUGUUAGUUACCAUUUGUCAGUUGAAAGCAGAGAAAAAUGUUCUAAGCAAAUGUUAGAUAAAUCAAAAAUAUUUCGUAUAUACCAACGUUUUUUCACCGUCGAUCGCCAAAAAUUAUACAUAUAUACAACGUAAAGUACUAUUAUACGAUUUUCACACAGCUACGAAUGGGGGAAAAUCUUCUAAAAAAAAUAAAAUAAAACACACCACAAUGACAAACUAUUCUAAUAACAAAAAAAAAUUGAUUUCAUCUGUCGAAUGGAAUUAGAUGCCGUACUAUCAGAUUACUUGCGUAACACUAUACAGAGUUUUCCUAAGGAUUUGAUAAAAUAAAGCGCUCGUAUAAUCUUUUCUUCUA